AUGGCCAUCGCCUUCCACACUUUCUAUACAGCGGUCAAAGGGCGCCGCAUCGGUCAUGUCGGCUUCAUCGCAUCAGUAGUCUGUGUGUGGACGUUCGCGUUAUUACUGAGCAUCAUUGGUCCAAUCGAGUACAAGGACAAGUACUUUGUACGUGCUGGUGCCUGGUGCUGGGCUGGAGAGCAAUAUCAAACAGAUCGUCUUGCUCUGCACUAUCUCUGGAUUUUCAUCGUUCAAUUCGGCACCAUCAUCAUAUACGUCUUCGUCCUGAUUCGACUGAGAGCAGCUGUAGCAGCCGUACAACCAUCCGUUAGGGUCCAAUCAACCAGCUACGCAAAGGUUGACCGCGCAGCCAAAUUGAUGGUCCUGUACCCCUUAGCAUACAUUAUUCUCACACUACCGUUAUCCGCAGGUCGGAUGUGGAGUAUGGCGCAUCACGAAAAGAAUCUGCCCGAUGCCUACCAAUGCACAGCCGGCGCUCUUCUCGCCAGCUGCGGUUGGGUCGAUGCCCUCCUUUACACUCUCACACGCAAGGCCUUGAUCAACGGAGGAGACUCGAACCGUCGCCAUCGCUCCAACCACGGGAAAAGCAGCAAAGACGACCCGUCGAACCUCGACCCUCACGGAGGUUCCAUCUUGCAAACACGUACUAUUACUGUCAGCGCAGGACAAGUCUUUGCACUCGAUACCAUCGACGAAGUUCAACGAGGGCGAUCACAAAACAAACACCAGUACAAGAAGAGCUUUACAGAGAGGUUAGCACACUCGCCCACUGGCAGUCUGGACCCAAUAAUUAGUGGUCACCUGGGCGUUGGCUCCGAUAAAAUUGGCUCCGAUGUGCAAGUCACAUCUGUAGCUGUCGACACUUGCAGUGACGAUAAUACCUCUCGGGUCUCCAGUUUUGAUGACGCGAAACCGCAUGCACGGUAG
Molecule: messenger RNA, 927 nt
Organism: Aureobasidium vineae
Lineage: Eukaryota; Fungi; Ascomycota; Dothideomycetes; Dothideales; Saccotheciaceae
Source: the annotation of a GenBank genome assembly